Alosa sapidissima (American shad) is the source of this 1976-nucleotide messenger RNA. RefSeq names its product finTRIM family, member 14-like (gene ftr14l). The record is from RefSeq and is a predicted model, not a curated record. NCBI's taxonomy places the organism in Eukaryota, Metazoa, Chordata, Actinopteri, Clupeiformes, Clupeidae. Gene Ontology annotation, molecular function: zinc ion binding; protein binding. The transcript has 6 exons. Bases 80 to 1567 code for a protein of 495 amino acids.
CAGUGGAGCAAUGUCCACACUGCCUCUGUAGUAUCCUAGAAUUUGUCCUAUCCUAGAAUCCUAGUAUAGUAGUGUCAAGAUGUCGCGAAGCAGCAGCAGAAUGGACAAGGAUAGAUACAGCACUCUGGAAAAACCGCGGAGGUCAACACCCCGAGGUGUUCGACCGAGUUCAAGGCUUAGCGAUCGUUUAGACUCCGGGACUGUCUUGUGCGAUUUCUGCAUGGGAAAGAAGUCUAAGGCCGUCAAAUCUUGUCUGACAUGCCUGGCCUCGUACUGCGAGACUCACCUCUACUCUCACUACGAGUACCCAGCUUUCAUGAAGCACAAGCUAGUGACCGCCACCGGACAGCUGCGGGAAGAAAUCUGCGCCGAGCAUGACAAGCUUCGGGAAGUCUUCUGCCGUACUGACCAGUCGUGCGUUUGUGUCAUGUGUCUAAUGGAUGAGCACAAAAAACAUGACAUUGUUUCCGCUGCGGCUGAGAGGACUGAAAAAGAGAAACAAUUAGCGGCCAAGUUGAUGAUGUCACAGGAGAAAAUCGAGGACAGAGUAAAAAGAUGGCAGGAGCUCAGACAGGCCGUGGAAUCUCACAAGAACUCGGCACAACUUGUCCUGGAGGAGAAUGAGCGAGUGUUCACCGAGCUGAUUCAGGCCCUGCAGCGGCACCAUGCGGAGACGAAGCAGCUGAUCCGCGCACAAGAGAGGUCCGUGGUGGGCCGCGCCGAGUCUCACCUUGACCGCAUGGAAGAGGAGAUCAUGCUGCUGCGCAAGAGGCACAACGACCUGGAGAUGCUGUCACACUCAGAUGACCACAUCCAUUUCCUGUUGAGCUGGCAGUCCCUCUCAGCUGCGUCGGGUUAUGAGGAUUUGACUAAAGUGGCCCUGGCCCCGUCCUUCUCCUUUGAGCCCACCAAGAGAGCCAUUGGUGAACUGAAAGCUCAACUAGAGGAAGUGGGCAAAGUGGAGAUGGCAAAAAUCAGUUCAACAGUAAAUGAUGUACGUAUCCUCCAAACUCUGGAGCCAAGGACACGGGAGGAGUUCUUGCAGUACUCCUGUCAGCCAACCCUGGACGCCAGCACAGCGCAUAAGAGCCUCCGUCUGUCGCGCGGCAACACAGCAGUGAAAAUGACCACCGAACUUAACCCGUACGCCGAUCACCCUGACCGCUUCAACCACUGGCAGCAGGUGCUGUGCACCCAAGGCCUGAUGGGAAAGCGAUGCUACUGGGAGGUGGACUGGAGCGGCUCCGAAGUGGACAUCGCCGUGACCUACCGCGGGCUCGGCCGCAAGGGCAACGGGAACGAGUGCAGCUUCGGCUGGAACGACCACUCCUGGAGCCUCUACUGCUCGGACGCCAAGUUCAGCUUCACGCACAACGGCAAGACCGCCAACAUCCCAGUUCCUGGCUCGAUGACGGUGGGCGUCUACCUGGACCACAGGGCGGGUACGCUGGCAUUUUACAGUGUGGCAGACCCCAUGGUGCUUCUACACAAGGUGCAGACUACCUUCACCGAACCACUCUAUCCUGGGUUUGGAGUGUGGGGUUAUGGCACCACUGUGAAGCUGUGAGUGGCCACAGCUGUGCAUCACUGCAGACACAAGGAUUUGGGACUUAAAAGGUGAUCCGAUGAUGAGUGGGAAUCGCAUCACUAUCAUAUUUUUAUAUAAAAUAUAAUGUAGCUAAUGUUGAAUGUAUACUUAUGUAACACUGCAUCUACCAAAUGCUUUAAUGUUGUUGUUUAUCAUUAUCAUUUAAAACACAAAACAUGCAUAGUAGGCCAACAGGUGUUAGGCUCAACAGCAAACAUUUCACCCAAAAUAUUGAUAAUUGAUAGUUCACUGCCAUGAUACACAAUAGUGUCAUAAUACACAGGUUACCCUUUUCACUAUGGAUUUCAAGAUAAUGUCACACAUUAUUCUAGUGACUGUUGAUGCUGCCAUUUUCGGAGUUGAAUAAAGAUUGGCUUCAAUAGGUAAA